Messenger RNA from Symsagittifera roscoffensis, 1080 nucleotides. RefSeq lists its product as uncharacterized. Lineage: Eukaryota; Metazoa; Xenacoelomorpha; Acoela; Convolutidae. The record is from RefSeq and is a predicted model, not a curated record. The transcript has 4 exons. The coding region runs from base 1 to 1080 and encodes 359 amino acids.
AUGAGUGAACUUAUCAAGCUAGUCCACGGGAGCUCGCUGGACCGUAGCAGUACGGGCGUAUUCUACGUCACUGCCGGUCAGCGCGUCUCUCUGCCGACACGAAAAGCAAAUCAGAAGCCCCCCUUCGAAAUUUCGAAUUGCUGUCUGCUAAUUGAACCAUCAGCGACUUCGAGCAGAAAGUCAAACGAUAUCUCCGUCCUCUUGGAGUGGUACUGGUCGUCCGACAGUACGUACAUCGGCACCAGCAACUACGUGGAUGUUGCAACACUGUACAUCCCAGAUCAAAACGACCAGACCACUGCCCCCCAGACUCAAAGACUGUUCAAUGGGCGGACGUUUGCGGCAAGUGUGGAAGGAGGCGACUCCUUUCACUACUGGGCAAACUCAGAAUGCUGGAAGGGACGAGUCCUCAAAGCCGAUGACGUAGUUCAACCUUCAGAUGAACCAGACCUCGAGCAACCUUCAGACGAGCCAGACCUCGCGCAACCUUCAGACGAACCAGACCUCGCAACUUCUAGCCGUUCCAUCGUCGAACCCAACCUACAGUCAGCCAGGACCCGAAACUUGGGUGUUCAGACUGAUGGACGGACAGAAGUGGAGGAUCUGCGAAGUCAGAUGGAGGAGUUGCGUAGAGAACUGGCCGCUGAACGGAAGGCAUCCGACGAACUCCGUUUGCAAUUGAGCCGCACUCUCUCAACAACACAACACAACAGCAACACAAACACAACAACACAACACAACAGCAACACAACAACACAACACAACAGGUGGACACAACACGCCCAGUCAUUCCGAGACAUCAACAUCCAACAUCAACAGAACAGGUGGACACAACACGCCCAGUCAUUCCGAGACAUCAACAUCCAACAUCAACACAACAGGUGGACACAACACGCCCAGUCAUUCCGAGACAUCAACAUCCAACAUCAACAGAACAAGCAGCAGUCAUUCCGAACAGCAACACAACACGCCAACAACACAACACGCCCAGUCAUUCCGAACAGCAACACAACAAUCAGAACAGCAACAGAACAAGCAGCAGGCACGGCAACUGGGAACGGAGCUCAAAAAAAUUGUUAA